AUGAAGCCCGAAGAUCGCAUGGCUCGAACACCAUUAAAGGUUUCACCAGGCCGUAGUGGUGUCCAAGGGAAUCCACCGCCUGGUGCUACCGUGCUGCAACCCAUAGUAGAGGAGAGAGUUCGCGAGAUCGUGAAGGAACGCGUCGAAAAUAGAUAUAUCGAAGUGCCUCAGGUCUAUUAUGUUGAAAAGGUGGUGGAAGUGCCACGGGAGGUCCCCGAGGAGAAGAUUGUGCGAGUCAUGAAACCAGUGAAGAGGGAAGUUAUAAAAUACGUCAAAAAACCCGUCUACAUUGACAAGAUCGUGGAAGUUCCGGAAAUAAAAUACGUGGAUAAGGUGGUUGAAGUCCCCCGGUACGCAAUCAAGGAAAAAAUCGUGGAAGUUCCAAAAGUUCUUGUCAUUGAGCGAAUUAUACCGGUCCUGAAAAGCUACAGGAAAGAGCAAGUGGUGUAUGUCGAGCCUGGACGGCAAAUACCUUUUGGAAGCCAGCAUGCGGCUUAUUCUACAGUGCAGCAAUAUGGACAGCCUCAACGAAAUUUCGGGGAACGACGGCUUCCGGAACUCGCAGGGCUUCCUCCCCUCUGGAGGCACGAAACCACAUCUCCAAGUCCUACAACAAACAAUCACGGGAACUAUGGAAGCGCCGAAAAUGCAUCCAAUAAGCUCAUAUCACGCAUAAGCGACGACGGAAUGCCCACAAACAAAGCAGCAAGCGGGCCCUCUUCCGCUCCAGGAACUCCGUACAUGGCUGCAAAUUCUGCCGAUCCGCUUCAACUGAACACUACGCCAUCCAUUAACUAG
Eimeria tenella is the source of this 798-nucleotide messenger RNA. Its product is annotated as Chromosome II, complete genome, related. The transcript is spliced from 4 exons. Bases 1 to 798 code for a protein of 265 amino acids. The record is from RefSeq and is a predicted model, not a curated record. NCBI's taxonomy places the organism in Eukaryota, Apicomplexa, Conoidasida, Eucoccidiorida, Eimeriidae.